Lodderomyces orthopsilosis Co 90-125 is the source of this 1194-nucleotide messenger RNA. RefSeq names its product glycine decarboxylase subunit T (gene GCV1). The transcript has a single exon. Gene Ontology annotation, biological process: glycine catabolic process. Lineage: Eukaryota; Fungi; Ascomycota; Pichiomycetes; Serinales; Debaryomycetaceae. Gene Ontology annotation, molecular function: aminomethyltransferase activity; protein binding. The record is from RefSeq and is a predicted model, not a curated record. Gene Ontology annotation, cellular component: mitochondrion. The coding region runs from base 1 to 1194 and encodes 397 amino acids.
AUGCUAGCCAGAUCACUACAAUACACUCAAAAGAGGCUUGCUUCUACGAGUACACUUUUGAAGACUCCUUUAUACGAAGCACAUGUCGAAUUGGGUGGAAAGAUGGUUCCCUACGCUGGGUUCGAAAUGCCUGUUUUGUAUGAAUCUCAAUCACACAUAGAUUCACACAAUUGGGUUAGAUCUAAAGCAGGUUUGUUUGAUGUCAGUCACAUGUUGCAACACAAUAUAAGAGGGCCUGAUGCACAGUCAUUUUUGGAGAAAGUUACACCCAUUGAUUUGAACUUGAUUCCUGAAAACAGUUCUAGCUUAUCAGUUUUGUUGAACAAAGACGGUGGAGUCAUCGACGACUGUAUAAUAACCAAACACGGAAAGGAUGAAUACUAUAUGGUGACCAACGCUGGCUGCAGGGAGAAGGAUGUCCAAUUUCUCAAGGAUGAAUUGAAAGCGUUCAAUAAUGUACAGCACAAUACAUUUGAAGGAACUCUAUUAGCUAUCCAGGGUCCCAAAGCACAAGAGCUUUUGCAAAAGUUCACAAACGAAGAUUUGAGCAAGAUUUAUUUUGGCCAGACAAAGUUUAUCAAAUUGUCACCAAUUUCAGCCACUGUGCAUCUUGCAAGAUCAGGCUAUACUGGGGAAGAUGGCUUUGAGUUGUCGAUUCCCUCAGCAACUUCAGAAGAAGCCACAGAGGCUUUGGCGUUUUUCAACACAUUGGUACACGAAUAUCCCGAUGUGGCUAAGCCGAUUGGCUUGGCAGCAAGGGACUCAUUGAGGUUGGAAGCCGGUAUGUGCUUAUAUGGACACGAGUUGACAGAAAAUAUUACGCCAGUGGAAGCUUCAUUGACAUGGUUGAUCCCAAAGACUCGUCGUGAAUUGAUUGACUCAAGUUUCAAUGGUGCUGCAAAAAUAUUGAGUCAAAUCAAGAACAAAUCAACUACCCACAGAAGAAUAGGGUUGACCUCGAAAGGGCCAUCUCCAAGGGAAGGAAAUAAAGUUUUCAGCGAGGAUGGUAAAUCGGAGAUUGGAUACAUCACAUCUGGUUCACCUUCCCCCACCAAUGGUGGCAACGUUGCCCAAGCAUAUAUCGAUAAGAAAUCCAAAAUAGGUGCACCAGUCAAGAUAGAAAUUAGAGGAAAGUUGAGGGACGGGGUGGUGACAAAGUUGCCGUUCGUUCCAAGUAGAUUGUAUAAACAGUAA